Nestor notabilis (Kea) is the source of this 1661-nucleotide messenger RNA. RefSeq names its product integrin, alpha 11 (gene ITGA11). Gene Ontology annotation, cellular component: integrin complex; external side of plasma membrane. The transcript is spliced from 12 exons. The record is from RefSeq and is a predicted model, not a curated record. Lineage: Eukaryota; Metazoa; Chordata; Aves; Psittaciformes; Psittacidae. Gene Ontology annotation, molecular function: integrin binding. Gene Ontology annotation, biological process: cell-cell adhesion; cell adhesion mediated by integrin; integrin-mediated signaling pathway. The annotation marks the transcript as partial.
GAUGGGAUCUUGCUGGGGGCAGUGGGUGCCUAUGACUGGAACGGAGCUGUCCUGAAGGAAACCAGCAGCGGGAAGGUCAUUCCCCUGCGGGAAUCUUAUCUCCAGGAGUUCCCAGAGGAGCUGAAAAAUCACGGCGCGUAUUUAGGUUACACCGUCUCCUCCGUCAUCUCCACCAAGCACGAGCGGAUCUACGUUGCGGGAGCUCCCAGGUUCAACCACACCGGGAAGGUCAUCCUUUUCAGCAUGCACAACAACCGGAACCUCACUAUCCACCAGGCACUGAAGGGAGAGCAGAUCGGCUCCUACUACGGCAGCGAGAUCAACUCCCUCGAUGUCAAUGGCGAUGGCAUCACUGAUGUUUUGCUGGUGGGAGCCCCAAUGUACUUCAGCGAGGGCAGGGAGAGGGGGAAGGUCUACAUCUACACCCUGUGGGAGAACCGCUUCAUUCCCAGUGGAGCCCUCCUGGAUCUGCAGAGCUACCAGAAUUCCCGCUUUGGGUCCUGCAUCGCCGCUGUGCCCGACCUCAACCAGGACUCCUACAACGACCUUGUUGUCGGUGCUCCUUUGGAGGAUGAGCACCAAGGAGCAAUAUAUAUCUUCCUUGGCUUUGAAGAGACCAUCCUGAAGAAGUACAAGCAGCGGAUAGCAGCUGCGGACCUCGCGCCGGGGCUGAUGUAUUUUGGAUGCAGCAUCCAUGGACAGCUGGACCUGAAUGAGGAUGGGCUCGUGGACUUGGCCGUGGGCUCCCUGGGGAACGCCGUGCUGCUGUGGUCCCGCAGCGUGGUCCAGAUCAACGCCAGCAUCCGCUUCGAGCCCCCCAAAAUCAACAUCUUCACCAAGGACUGCAAGCGGAACGGGAAGGAUGCCACCUGCAUGUCAGCCUUCAUCUGCUUCACUGCUGUCUUUCUCUCAGCUCACUUCCAGACAGCCAGUGUGGCACUGCGGUACAACACCACCAUCGAUGAGCGCAGGUACACGCCGCGGGCUCACCUGGAUGAGAGCGGAGAGCGGCACACGCAGAAGGAGCUGGUGCUGCUCGCGGGGCAGGAGCACUGCGACAGGCUCCACUUCCACGUCCUGGACACAGCCGACUACGUGAAGCCGGUGACGUUCUCCAUUGACUAUGAGCUUGAGCACCUUGAAAAUGGCCCCAUGCUGGAUGAUGGCUGGCCCACCUCGCUCAGAGUCUUGGUCCCUUUCUGGAAUGGGUGCAAUGAGGAUGAGCACUGCGUCCCUGAUCUGGUCCUGGAUGCCAGAAGCGAUGUGCCCAGUGCCAUGGAAUACUGCAGGCGUGCUCUGCGGAGGGCACCGCCGGACUGCUCAGCCUUCACCCUCUCCUUCGACACCUCCAUCUCGGUCAUCGAGAGCAGCAGGAGGAGGGUGGCCGUGGAGGCAGUGCUGGAGAACCGAGGGGAGAACGCCUACAGCACCGUCCUCAACAUCUCCUUCUCCAGGAACCUCCAGUUUGCCAGCUUGAUCCCCAAGGACGACACAGACAUCAACAUCGACUGCAUGACUGAAGACAAGCACCCCAACAAGAAAGUAUGCAAUGUGAGCUACCCCUUCUUCCGAGCCAAGGCCAAGGUCGCUUUUCGCCUGGAUUUUGAAUUCAGCAAGUCCAUUUUCCUUCAAAGCUUGGAGAUCUACUUGGUUGCCAACAG